Sardina pilchardus (European sardine) is the source of this 2742-nucleotide messenger RNA. RefSeq names its product LysM, putative peptidoglycan-binding, domain containing 1 (gene lysmd1). The coding region runs from base 980 to 1651 and encodes 223 amino acids. The transcript is spliced from 3 exons. The record is from RefSeq and is a predicted model, not a curated record. NCBI's taxonomy places the organism in Eukaryota, Metazoa, Chordata, Actinopteri, Clupeiformes, Clupeidae.
GUCUGUGACAUUAUGUGACAGUAGGCUAAAGUGACAAUUCUGUAAGUUACACUGUUUCCGAAUGUUAAGUGCAAGUCCCUCCUCUUCCAAAGUGGUAUCAUCACGUGGAUGGAUGUCAGACAAUCAAUGCGAGGCGACAGACGAGAGCAGUGUUUUUGUUUUGAUCUAUGUAGUUCUACUGUAACUUAGCAUUAGUGAUGCUAGUGAUAUAAGUGCUAAGCUGUGUAAUGUCAACUAAGCGAGUUGUUGAUAAUGUUUAGGUUGCCUCUAGAGCUCGCUGUGCCAAGCUAACUAAGAAAAGUAUCCUCAGUCUAGCUAGUCGCUACUGGAUUGUCGGAGAACUGUGGAAAGAUUCAAUUUCACACGAUAGGUCUACCUUAAUGGGUUAGUGUUUUUUUGUGCUAGCGAUGUGAAGAUUAACUAUGCAGAGUUGUCAGUAACUUGCAACUAACAUGUGAUUUUACAAGUUCACGUAGAUAUAGCAUUGCAGCGUUUUAGCUGUGUCGUCUGACUCAAAAACUAAAUGUAGCAUCUCAAAGGCUAACGUCAGUUAACUUUCCUUGAAACUGUGCUAACGUUGACAAACAUUAAUGUCGAACAGACUGGUAUUCAUUCUUGCUUGGGCAACAAUUAAGGAGUGGUGAGGUUGCUAAUCCAAUAACUGUUAUCUAUUUCAAUGUGCAUAUUGCCUUUAACGUUAAAUGCAAAGCAGAACGCUGUUGUUGGUUGUUCACCUAACUAUCAUAAUCAGCGUCGUUAAGCUAGCCAGUUAACUUCACCUUCCAUUUGAUAGUUGGAGCUAAGUUAGCUAACUAUGUCAUUAGCACGGACAUGAACUCAUGCGUCAGCUAGCAUUACACACGAGGGAAACCAAGUUAACAUACGUUAGAGAGGACCGCUCUGUUUAGCUAAGUUAUAGUUAGCCGCCUCCUACAUGAGUUAAACCUUCGUCAGGUUGUUAUCAUAGUAAGCUUGGCUAAUGUCGUCGGACCGUCAUCCAAAUGGGGCUCGUGGCCUCCUCCGUGGACACCGGACGAGAUCCUAUGGAAGUAUAGUGAAUUCUUCCUUGUCACCUGUACGUCAAAAGCGAAUUGAGCAUGAAGUUCAACCUGGAGAAACGCUUCAAGGAUUGGCUCUCAAGUAUGGCGUUUCUAUGGAAGACAUUAAAAGAGCUAACAGACUGUACACAAAUGAAUCUAUAUUCCUCAAGAAGUCUCUCUCCAUCCCUGUGCUGUCGGAGCUGGAUGUGGGCCUGUUCAGCAAUGGAGACGAGGCUUCUAAUGAGGAGAUGUGUCAAGGAGACAGUGCGCCUAAAGAUGACCCCGUUGAGAAUGGAACAGCACAGAAAGAUUCAGAGAAAGACUCAAGUGGUGCAGACCUUUCACCAAUGGAUUAUCUGAAACGGAUGGACAGUUUGAUCACCCAGUCAAAACAGGCGGCUGCAAAGACAUGCAGAGAAGAGAAAGCGUUUGUUUCGGAUGACCCACUUCAGUCGAGCAGAGUGCUGCGGAGCCACAUCUCACCGUGUCGUGGCAGGGCAGCGUCCGCACGCGAGCGGCAGCCUCAGACCUCCAUUGGGGCUGUUCCACUCACCAUCACCAGACGCACCAAGAAACUUCGGGAGACGGAAGAUGAGAUCUUUCAACUUUGAUUUUUCUUGUGUGUCUUUGUGUUUGUCAUCAGGCAUUAAGGGCUUUUUUUUAUCACAGUGAAAUCAUGUUGACCACAAGCAGGAAAGGGGAAGGGGAGUUAAUUUAGGCUCUGUCUUUCACUUAGUUUGUAGAGUUUGAGGGCCUCAAAAUGGCAGAAAACACAUGAAUGGUGUAUGUAUGGUUUUUGUAGUUAUCAGUCUUUUAAGCUUCUAUUAUAUGCGCAGAUAAACACAAUAAUAUAAGAAUGUGAAUUAGUAGCGUCACUACCUCUUUGUUAUUAAGGUACUGUUAAAGAAAGAGUUAAUAUGAUCUAUUUAUCCUGGUAACAGCACAAGACAAGUAGCUUUUUUUGUGUAGUUUACAAACAUUUUGUUGUUGUGGCAACAGAUAUUGGGUUAUCUUUUUUUGGAGUAAAGGAUAUUAAGUACAAGAUUGUGUGAAAACACAUGCAGCUAUUGUGCUAUGUGAUGUAAGAUUAGCCCAGCAAUUUCUCUGCAACGAUCAUUGUUAGUUGGAGUAGAUUACCUUGUGUUUACUUGCUGGCAGAGUGAAAGUCUGGUAAAACUGCUGACAUUAAGAAGUUCCCACAAUUUUACUCUAUGUAUGGCAUGUAAAAGGACAAAUUACUUUUUGGCAAGGAACCACUAUUGCUGAGUAUAACGAGCUGGUCACUUAACAUGUAUUUGUUAGAACAUUGUAAUGCAUUCAGUUACCCGGUUCUGUUUUUAGCUGUACGUGUCUUUAUCUGGACCUUUAUGGAAUUGAUGUAGACAGACCAGUAGCCAAACACACCACCUCAUUCUGUGUGUUGCUUCUACACUGGAAAGGUUUUGUUGAGUUGAACACAAUUUUCCUCACUAUAUUUCCCUCCUCUGUCAACACAAGCUCUAAAAGGGAUUGCACAGUUUAGAGAGGAGAUUGUUUCUGCCCGUCAUACAAUAAUGAAUGAUUUUCAAAAGUACUUGUGGAUUCACAUUUGAUGUCCCUCUACUGGCACUUUACUGUGUAAAGUCAGAGCCAAAUAUUUUGUAUUUGGGAAAAAGCAAAACUGUUGCAAAAUACACUGAAUAAACACAGUUGUUUACUUGAA